CAGUUAUCCAAUCAGAGUAGUUCGCGCCCUCAGCUCGCGUGCGCGCCUUUAUCAUAAUCGUAAAAAUGUUUUCAAUACGUCGUUCACUAAACAAUAACAAAAUCACCUACAUAAUGCGCUCCUGGCACAAAACCGAGCCAUAAUAUAACUAAUCUUCGGACUGAGAACACAUAUUGUUGCAUUCCGUAAAAAUAAAUAACAACAAGCCAUCCGGUUCCUUCGCAUGUUUGAAGUUGAAAAAUAAACUAUUUAGACUCGAGGAGAGUGCAGUCACUUUGAAAAAUGUAUCGUAUUUUAAUAAAAUGGAUUUUUAUGUUUUGAAAUAUAAGUGUUACUAAGCGACAAUAGUUGAGUGAUAGUUGUGUGACUUGUGUGAGGAAAAUAUAUUUGAAUAAAUACUUUUUUGGAACGAAAUAAAAUGGCGAGACGUUGGGUGGCAUUCAUAAUGCUUUACGUGCAUUUAGCGAGUUGCAACAAUGAGAACAGUGUCAAAGAUCCCACGCCAGCUGUCUACGAACCAUCGUGGACAUACAAGUGCGUGCCUGACGAGGGUUGCCAACGAUCACAGUCGCCUGAACCCACGGCAAAUUACACGGGAACUGUGUAUGAGAGCCUGGAUCUCUGCCGGACGAUAUGUGGCAGAUUCGGUGGUAUCUGGCCGCGGCCAGUCACAGCAGCAUUAAGCUCACAAACCGUAAAGAUACAUCCCAAUUACUUGAGGUUUGAUCUAAUCGAUGCUCCUGUCGAAACGAGAGAACUUUUAGCUAAAAUGACUCAAGUAACGGCAUCAAAUUUAGUAGACGAAUGUGAUGGCAAUGUAACUGAUAUAGUCAAAACUCCAGUUAUUGUCUACAUCACUAUCAAAACACCGAAUACAGACCUAACCUGGAGUACUGAUGAAUCGUAUAUGCUGGAUGUUCAAAAUAAAGAAGCGAACAUAGCCGUGCACAUAUCAUCCGAAACAGUGUAUGGAACACGGAAUGCGUUGGAGACAUUCACACAACUAGUCACAGCAGAUAAACCAGACUACACAGAUCAUUAUAAAUGUGGCCUUCGACUCAUCUCGGGAGCAAAGAUAAGGGACAAACCCGCCUUUCCUCAUAGAGGCUUCAUGUUGGAUACCUCAAGGAAUUUCAUACCGAUAGAUGAUAUAAAGAGAAUGCUUGAUGGUAUGGCUACGACGAAAAUGAAUGUGUUUCAUUGGCAUGCUACUGAUACUCAUAGUUUUCCGUUGGAGUCAUCGCGAGUGCCGCAAUUCACGAGAUACGGAGCGUAUUCGGCAUACGAGAUUUACACGGCAGAAGAAAUCCGUGAGUUGAUAAGUUACGCACGAGUAAGAGGAAUCAGAGUUGUCAUAGAGAUUGACUCUCCUGCGCACGCUGGGAACGGUUGGCAAUGGGGAAAGGAAUAUGGUUUCGGUGAUCUCGCGGUGUGCGCUAAUAAAAAUCCGUGGAGAUCAUUCUGUAUCCAGCCUCCGUGCGGACAGUUAAAUCCUGCCAAUCCUAAUAUGUAUAAAGUUCUUCGAGACCUGUACAAGGAUAUAGCCGAGAUGUUGGCUAAGCCCGCUUUGUUCCAUAUGGGAGGGGAUGAGGUAUUUCUCGAAUGUUGGAAUUCGACCCAAGAUAUAGUCACUUAUAUGGAAAAUAAAGGCUACGAGAGAAAUGUGGAAGGUUUCAUUAAGCUAUGGGCAGAGUUCCACUCAACGGCUCUGCAAAUUUGGGACGAGGAACUGGCAGAAUCCGGACAGAAGGACCAGCCCGUGAUGCUUUGGUCUUCGGAGUUAACACAAGCGCACCGGAUACAAAAGUACUUAAAUAAGGAUAGAUACGUAAUAGAAGUGUGGGAACCUCUAUCGAGUCCCUUGUUAACCCAGCUCCUCAGACUCGGGUACAGAGCUGUCUCCGUCCCUAAGGACAUUUGGUACUUAGAUCACGGCUUCUGGGGAAACACCAAGUAUUCAAACUGGAGAAGGAUGUAUUCCAAUGUGUUGCCAGUUGAUGCGAACAUGUUGGGUGGGGAGGUUGCCAUGUGGAGUGAAUAUGUGGAUUCACAGGCUUUAGAUACACGAGUUUGGCCCCGGGCAGCCGCUGUUGCUGAGCGGCUUUGGUCCAACCCCACUUCGAGUGCCAGUGUGGCCGAACCCAGGCUACAGCGGCUGAGGUCUAGAUUGGCUGCCAGAGGGAUACCUUCCGAUGUCCUGUCACCAGGCUGGUGUUCACAACAUGAUGCACGGUGUCUGUAGAAUUUUAUCUAGGAAGGUUCAAAUUUGGAACAUUAUGUCAAAAAUAAAAUAUUCCGAUCUUAAGGGAUUAGGAAUGACGUGUUCAAAAAGAAUUAAGGGACUUUGUAACCUCAAAAAUAUAAAUAAAACUAAUUUAAAAAGAAGCAUUUGUUCGAGUGUGGAAUAAUUCUCCGUAGGGAUUUUUUUUAAACUAAAACAUGGCCAAAGUGAUUUAACUAUGUAUUAUUAAUUGAGCGAUUCAAAAUUUGUUUGUGGUAUAACAAUUAACGAAUUGUUAAUUAAUCGUCGUAUAACUAAUUGGUGAAUUAGUUAAUUAUAGAUAUAAAUUCCUACUCGCGGUUUAGUAAAAGUUAUGGAUCAGGGUUCUGUUCUUGGUUAGAAAAUAUUUCCAAACAUUCGAUAAAAUGACUUCAUUCGUCCCUAUGCCUCGUCAGAGGACAUUACACUGGAUAGGGUCUUGAGUUAGAAUCUCGGAAAUAAAGCUUUUGAAAUACAUUCAAGCAUAACACUAUAAGACCAGGAUCGAUAAUUUUUAAAACCAAAAAAAAUAGUAGUAGGAUGAAACCCAUUAGAAAAGGAGGGGAAUAUUAUAAAAAUGAAAGGAAAAAUAAAUUACGGGCGAUCUGAAGUCGGGAAGGGGAUGGGGGUGAGGGAGGAAGGGUAAAAAACGGUUUUUCUCGAUUUCCGGCAAAACUAAAAGUCCUAUCGAAAAAAGUCAAAUGGCAAAGUU
Pieris rapae (cabbage white) is the source of this 2972-nucleotide messenger RNA. It is a transcript of the gene Hexo2, whose product is annotated as chitooligosaccharidolytic beta-N-acetylglucosaminidase. NCBI's taxonomy places the organism in Eukaryota, Metazoa, Arthropoda, Insecta, Lepidoptera, Pieridae. Bases 419 to 2242 code for a protein of 607 amino acids. The transcript is spliced from 10 exons. Gene Ontology annotation, biological process: ganglioside catabolic process; glycosaminoglycan metabolic process; carbohydrate metabolic process. The record is from RefSeq and is a predicted model, not a curated record. Gene Ontology annotation, molecular function: beta-N-acetylhexosaminidase activity. Gene Ontology annotation, cellular component: membrane.